This is a messenger RNA of Jatropha curcas, 2160 nucleotides long. Its product is annotated as Protein kinase superfamily protein. Lineage: Eukaryota; Viridiplantae; Streptophyta; Magnoliopsida; Malpighiales; Euphorbiaceae. Gene Ontology annotation, biological process: positive regulation of transcription elongation by RNA polymerase II; protein phosphorylation. Gene Ontology annotation, cellular component: cyclin-dependent protein kinase holoenzyme complex; nucleus. Gene Ontology annotation, molecular function: ATP binding; RNA polymerase II CTD heptapeptide repeat kinase activity. The record is from RefSeq and is a predicted model, not a curated record.
UUUUUUUUUUUUUUGUCGUUUUUUUUUUUUUUUUUUUUGUCCGGAACGGUGUCGUUUGUGGGCGAAGGUUUAAAGGUUAGUUGUAGCGGUUUUCCGACGCCGGAAUAAUACUAAUACUUCUGUUCUCAUGUAUACAAAACGCGCAAACGCCUGAAAAUGGGUUGCGUCAUCGGCAAGACGAAGUCCGGUGACGGCCGGAGCAAAGAUGGAUCUCCUAACCGUGGACGGAGCUCCGACGAACCUUCAGUCAUAGUUUCCAGAGCUGUUAACGCAGUCAGGGCUAAGAAGGAGGUGACGCAGAGGCAAAAGGCUAGACACAACAAUGAUUUGCAGUCGGAUGUUCUGGUGCCGGAGCGACGGAGGCCACGGCCGGAGUCUGUGCUCGUGAACCAGCAAGGUUGGCCUUCGUGGCUAAUGGCGGUCGCCGGUGAUGCAAUCGGUGACUGGAUUCCUCGUCGGGCUAACACCUUCGAGAAGCUUGACAAGAUUGGUCAAGGAACAUAUAGCAAUGUAUAUAAAGCGAGGGAUCUAAUAACAGGGAAGAUAGUCGCUUUAAAGAAGGUAAGGUUCGAUAAUUUAGAGCCAGAGAGUGUAAAAUUCAUGGCAAGGGAGAUUCUUGUUUUGAGAGGAUUAGAUCACCCCAAUGUGCUUAAGCUAGAAGGUUUGGUUACUUCAAGAAUGUCGUGUAGCCUUUACUUGGUUUUUGAGUACAUGGAUCAUGAUCUCGCCGGUCUAGCAGCUCGCCAGGGAGUCAAGUUCACUGAGGCUCAGAUCAAAUGCUACAUGAAGCAAUUGCUAUCUGGCCUUGAGCAUUGCCACAAUCGAGGUGUCUUGCAUCGGGAUAUCAAGGGCUCCAAUCUGCUUAUUGACAAUGAAGGAGUUCUAAAAAUUGCUGAUUUUGGACUAGCUACCUUCUUUGACCCCGAGCAUAAGGUUCCGAUGACCAGUCGAGUUGUCACUCUCUGGUACCGUCCUCCUGAGCUUCUGCUAGGGGCCACUCAUUAUGGUGUCGGUGUUGACCUUUGGAGUGCUGGCUGCAUUUUGGCAGAGCUACUUGCUGGGAAGCCAAUAAUGCCAGGACGGACAGAGGUCGAACAACUGCACAAGAUAUUUAAGUUAUGUGGUUCUCCAUCAGAGGAAUACUGGAAGAAGUCAAAACUGCCAAAUGCAACACUUUUUAAACCUCAGCAGCCAUACAAACGCUGUAUAGCAGAGACCUUCAAGGAUUUCCCACCUUCUUCUAUGCCUUUAAUUGAAACUCUUCUUGCAAUUGAUCCUGACAACCGUGGCACUGCGACAACGGCUCUAAAUAGUGCAUUCUUUACCACUGAACCUUAUGCUUGCGAGCCAUCAAGUUUGCCCAAAUAUCCUCCCAGCAAAGAAUUGGAUGUGAAGUUGAGAGAAGAGGAAGCAAGAAGACAAAGAGGCCUCGGUGGAAAAACAAAUGUUGUUGAUGGUGGUAGAAGAGUUAGAAUUCGUGAUAGGACUGGAAGAGCAGUUCCGGCUCCAGAAGCCAAUGCUGAGAUUCCAUCAAACUUAGAUAGAUUGAGAGUGAUGACACAAGCAAAUGCUAAGAGUAAGAGUGAGAAAUUUCCACCUCCCCAUCAGGAUGCAGCAGUUGGACAUCCUAUUGAUACAUCACAUAAAGGUCCUGUAUCAUUUGAUGCACCAGAUACUUAUUUUAAUUCAUCAGUAUUCAGUUCAAAGUCAUCAGCAUCCAUUAAGAGUUCUGGAGCCACAGGGGGGCCUUCCAGAAGAAGGAAAACCAAUAAAGAAGAACCCCAUAUGGCUCCAUCCCGGAAGUUUAUCCGCCCGUUUAAUCCAUCCUCAAUAGGACUAUCAAUGGAUCUAUUAUUCAAGGGUAAAUCUGAGGUUUUUGGCAGCCGCAGGUAGACAAAGAAUGAGUUGCUGUGUUGUCUUUUUUGGAUUAGUUGCUCAAUUUUCGUCCUGAGGGCUUCAAAGCUUUUUUGCUUUUCCAUUUUAAUUAUUGUUUCCCAUUUAUUAUUUACAUCGUCAUAUGAGUAUUUGGUGUAUAAUCCUCACGACAGAAGCCCAGUAGCUGUGUAUAAUUUGCCAGUGCAAAUUCCAUUUUUGCUGUACAGUUUUUGGAAACAUUGGGUGCUUCCUCAAUCUAAAAUGGGAGUGGUUUUCUUUGAAGUA